GUGUGUUGUGGACUCGUGGUGCUGGCUGCCGCUGUUGAGGCGGCCUGGAACGGGCUGUGGGGAGCGGGCGGAGCUGGCCCUGCUUCUGCCUGGUCAGCGCCGCAGGCGGCGCGGGCCGUGCCCGCUGCCGUCAACUGCCCCAAGCGCCUGCUGAGGCCGAGGGAGACGUCGGGGCCUGCACCUGGAGAGAGCCUGCCGCGCUGGCCCGGAGGAGGGGGCGUUGCCAUGGCGACAGCCUCUCCGGCAGCUGACGGGGGGCGGGGGCGGCCCUGGGAAGGAGGGCUAGUCUCCUGGCCCCCUGCCCCUCCCCUUACGCUCCCUUGGACCUGGAUGGGCCCGAGCUGGGGGCAACACCCUGGGCAUUGGGGCUUUCCAGCUCUCACAGACCCUUCAGCGACUCCAGCUGCCAGUCUUGGCAUCUUCGAAGUAAGGAGAGUUUUAGAUGCCUCUGGAUGCUCAAUGCUAGCACCUUUACAGACUGGAGCAGCUCGAUUUUCUUCGUAUUUACUUUCAAGAGCAAGAAAAGUGCUGGGCUCCCACUUCUUUUCUCCCUGUGCUGUUCCGGAGUUCUGUUCCAUAUCCACCAGAAAGCUGGCGGCCCACGGCUUUGGCGCAUCAAUGGCGGCAAUGGUGCCCUUCCCUCCCCAGAGGUAUCACUACUUUUUAGUGCUGGACUUUGAGGCCACGUGCGACAAGCCACAGAUUCAUCCUCAGGAAAUCAUUGAGUUUCCCAUCCUGAAGUUAAAUGGCCGGACCAUGGAAAUCGAGUCUACCUUUCACAUGUAUGUCCAGCCUGUAGUCCACCCACAGCUUACCCCCUUCUGUACAGAGCUCACCGGGAUUAUUCAAGCCAUGGUGGAUGGCCAGCCAAGGCUGCAGCAAGUGCUGGAGAGGGUCGAUGAGUGGAUGGCGAAGGAAGGCCUCUUAGAUCCCAACGUCAAGUCAAUUUUUGUCACCUGCGGAGACUGGGACUUGAAAGUCAUGCUUCCAGGCCAGUGCCAUUAUUUAGGCUUGCCAGUGGCGGAUUACUUCAAGCAGUGGAUUAAUCUGAAAAAGGCUUACAGCUUCGCCAUGGGCUGCUGGCCCAAGAAUGGACUACUAGACAUGAACAAGGGUCUCAGCCUGCAACACAUAGGCCGGCCCCACAGCGGCAUUGAUGACUGCAAGAACAUUGCCAACAUCAUGAAGACAUUGGCAUACCGAGGUUUCAUCUUCAAGCAGACAUCAAAGCCCUUCUGAUUGGCAGAGGACGGGAUGGGGCAUGACAGGGUAGCUGCUUGGCCCAAACCAGAAUCCUCUCCCUCACCAGAGGGGAAAGGGAGAGUGGCACAGCUCUGCGCCCAGAGUGUCCCCCAGCUGCCCUGUGGGCUUGUGCCCUGGGUACGGGCUUGGCCACUUGGCCCCUCUGGAGCAGACACUUUGUGCCCCACCCCACUCCCACUCCUCAGUCUCAGCCCAGUAUUAGCCCCUGCCAUGACGGGCCUGGGCUAGGGGGAACCCAGGUACUCACUGCCUUCUCCCUUGUACACAGGCUUCUGCUGGGACCACCAAGUCCCCCCUGUGCCCCCUCCCAUCCAUAGUGCAUGGUGUGUGGUGCCCCCAGGGCUCCAGGACAGAACAGGCCCCACCUUGUGUCCACCCCCAUCCCUGCUGUGAACGUGCCACUGAAUAAAGUCGGGGAAACAAGG
Peromyscus californicus insignis is the source of this 1688-nucleotide messenger RNA. RefSeq names its product ERI1 exoribonuclease family member 3 (gene Eri3). Gene Ontology annotation, molecular function: nucleic acid binding; 3'-5'-RNA exonuclease activity. The record is from RefSeq and is a predicted model, not a curated record. The transcript has 9 exons. NCBI's taxonomy places the organism in Eukaryota, Metazoa, Chordata, Mammalia, Rodentia, Cricetidae. Gene Ontology annotation, biological process: exonucleolytic trimming to generate mature 3'-end of 5.8S rRNA from tricistronic rRNA transcript (SSU-rRNA, 5.8S rRNA, LSU-rRNA). Bases 226 to 1239 code for a protein of 337 amino acids.